Salvia hispanica is the source of this 962-nucleotide messenger RNA. RefSeq lists its product as uncharacterized. The record is from RefSeq and is a predicted model, not a curated record. Lineage: Eukaryota; Viridiplantae; Streptophyta; Magnoliopsida; Lamiales; Lamiaceae. Gene Ontology annotation, molecular function: oxidoreductase activity, acting on the CH-CH group of donors. Gene Ontology annotation, biological process: lipid metabolic process.
AUGGUCUUCUCAAUGCUGCUGAAUUUCCUCUACCCGCCGCCGGCGAGCGCAGCGAUAACCGCGAUUUCGGCGAUCUGUUUGCUGGCGAUGAUCAACGGUGGGUGGAUGGAGGUGAUCGGGAAGAAUAUGCAGUACUCGAAGCUGCUGCGCGUGGACGACGCGACGAAGGAGAAGCCUAAAGUUUCCGUCAAAUUAGGAAUGAUCGGAGCCUACUCGCCGGCGUUUUUGGCUGGAUUUUUCUCUCUCCUCGCCUUCCCCAUCGGAGAUCUGCGGUUCGCACUGCUCCGCGCGGCUAUCAUCCUGCAUUUCUUCAAACGACUACUCGAGGUUCUAUUCGUUCACAAAAUGAGUGCGAUGAUGGAGAUUGAAGCCAUGUUCGCUAUCUCCACGAGCUACUUCCUCUCCUCGGCAACCAUGAUCUACACUCAACAACUAAUGAUACAACUCCAAGAGCCACCUAUUGAUCUCAAAUACAUUGGAGUCUCAUUAUUUUUGGUGGGAAUUGGUGGUAAUUUCUACCACCAUUUUCUUCUAUCAAAAUUGAGAAAUAAAGGUGAAAAACAAUACAAAAUCCCACAAGGAGGCCUCUUCUCUCUAGUGAUAUGCCCACACUACUUAUUCGAAAUCAUUGGAUUUUUGGGGAUUUCUUGCAUUUCACAAACUGUUUUUUCGGUUUGUGUUGGUUUGGGCACAACCUUUUAUUUGAUGGGUAGGAGCUAUGCCACUAGAAGAUGGUAUCAAUCCAAAUUUGAGGAUUUUCCUAAAGAUGUGAAGGCUCUAAUUCCAUUUAUAUUCUAAGAGACAACGUCUAUGCGUCUCUUGAAAUAAUUUGAGCGAUAUUAGAGGAUGGAAGGAAUUCACAUAGAGACAUUGAUUUUGUGCUCCUCUUUUGCUCUUGUUUUUUGGUAUUCGUCAGUUGCUUUUCUUCUGUAGUAGUUUUGGAUAGAAUGUUUUCCAUUUAU